ACACACAGUGUAGACCUGAGAGUUCUGUGUUAAACGAGGAGCCCCUGAAGGCAGCACAGAAGUCACAGAAAGGAGAAGUGCUGAAAGGAAGAAAGAAAGAAAGAAGGAGGUGGAGAGAACAGUUUGAUGAGCCGAUGAAGGAGGGACUACAAACGGUACAAGUUAAUGUAACAUCUCGGUAGAUUCUAGUCUUCGUCCCUCAUCGCAGGAUUUAAGAGACUUCUCCACGAAGGAAACUCAUCGUCAGCAGCCAUGGGUGUCGAAGGGGGCAUGAAGUGUGUCAAGUUCCUGCUUUUUCUUUUCAACUUCAUUUUCUGGUUAUGUGGCCUUGCGUUGAUUGUCGUGGGAAUCCUGGUUCAAGUGGCUUUGCACAAAACCCUCAUGAUCAAGGAUGCGUCAGCUUCAGGAGCUCCCAUUGUCGUCAUCGGUGUCGGUGUGGUGAUUUUCUUCAUCGCCUUCUUCGGCUGCUGUGGCGCCUGGAAGGAGAACUACUGCAUGGUCACGAUGUUUGCCGUCCUCCUGUCCCUGGUCAUCAUCGUUCAGAUUGCGGCGGCCAUUGCUGGAUACGUCUUCAGAAACAAACUCUCAACGAUUGUCCAGGACAGUCUUGUUGACAUGAUCGACAAAUACAACAGCACAUCUCAGUUCAAAGAAACUGUGGAUAAACUUCAGGAGGAUUUGAAAUGCUGCGGCGUGAACAGUUCUGCCGACUGGAGGGCCUUCAAACCUGAUCGAAAGUCUGUGCCUGACUCAUGCUGUGUGAAUGUCACUGCGGGGUGUGGAGUGGGAGCUUUGGCAACCCCUGCCAAAUUGAACAAGGAGGGUUGUCAUGAUGCUGUGGUGGCCUUCUUGAAUAAAAACAUCCAGUGGGUGAUAGUAGCAGCUCUCGUGAUUGCUUUCCUGCAGAUAAUGGGCAUCGUGUUCGCCUGCAUGUUGAUGAGAGGCAUCCGCAGCGGCUACGAAGUCAUGUGAUCGAGGCUUUAAGGGAAAUCUUUCAGGAGCUCCAUUUAGCAGCCUUUUGUAUGUUUAUCCUUAACGUUGGAUAGAAGGCACAGAAUGUAUUUAACCUCAAAUUGAUUUUGGAUUAUAUUUUCAUAGGUUAAGAAUAUCCCCUCUUUGAUACAGUACAUAAUUAGGGUUUAAAAUGAAAACAUUAGUGGUCAGUUUAUCGUCACUGUAUAUUGUUGGUUUUCUAACUUCUAGCUCUUCGCUUGGUUUCUGUUUUGGCGCUGAGUUUUUACAUUUUUCUGGUUGUGAGUUUCUGUUUUUAUUAAAGACUCUUUAAAUUAUGUUGCCUUUGCUUAACAGGGAAAAAUAAAACAGGGAAAAUGAA
Molecule: messenger RNA, 1333 nt
Organism: Notolabrus celidotus (New Zealand spotty)
Lineage: Eukaryota; Metazoa; Chordata; Actinopteri; Labriformes; Labridae
Gene: cd63
Product: CD63 molecule
Exons: 8
Coding region: 253-972 (239 amino acids)
Cellular component (GO): membrane
Source: RefSeq, a predicted model, not a curated record